Zychaea mexicana is the source of this 470-nucleotide messenger RNA. RefSeq lists its product as uncharacterized. The transcript has a single exon. The record is from RefSeq and is a predicted model, not a curated record. The coding region runs from base 110 to 376 and encodes 88 amino acids. NCBI's taxonomy places the organism in Eukaryota, Fungi, Mucoromycota, Mucoromycetes, Mucorales, Lichtheimiaceae.
CUGGUGCGACGAUUGGCUGUCAGACAGUGUGAGAAAAGGAGGAGGGGGAGGGGUUGUGUGGAGGAGAGAGUGAUCCUGCCUUCUUUUUUUCCGUUAAAACCUUGCUUCCAUGGAAACAAACGCUCCCUCACGUUUCACCCUUUGUAAUAACGACCAAUGUUGCAACAAGUUCAACUUUAUUGAUGUUGCCACGGUGCAUUCCGUUGUGGAUGGCCCGGAUCCUCGCGAUCACUGUGCCAAUGAACGAAACUUGUUGACCUGGUUGCUUACUGGCAUGGUACUUGUAUUAAUAGGUAAAGUCAAUUCAAUUUACUUCUCCACACAACAACCCCCACAUGAUUAUACACUCGUCGUGGAGAAGCAACACUCUAGUUAGACAGUUCGCACAACACAGAGAGACACCCAUGCUCAUAUAUAUGUAAAUGGUGUGAAGGCUUUAUGACGCUGUUGGACCUGCCAACCAAAGUAUU